UCUCUCUCUCUCUCUUUCUCUCUCUCACUCGCACACGUGUUCAAUCAUCUAACACUGUCAUUCCUUGAGGACUAAAUCAAACAACACUGCCACCUUGUGCCUGCUCCAUAUGCAAGGCAUUAUACAGAGCCUAAAGUCAGGAAGAGCAAUUGCCCACAUAAAACUCAGCUCUUAAUUUUCAUGUGGUGAUGUGUUUGGCAUUUGCUGGUGUAGCUAUGUAGCCUAUGUAAAAGGUAUAUUUAAUAGAAAUUGCAUCAUACAUUUGUAUUAGAAGCAUUGCUUUAAUAGCGUUCUCAUCAUGAAGAUUCAUUUUCAUAUAUAUAUAUUUUAAAAAAAAUAUUUAAAGAAAAUAUUCAUAAUAUUUAUUAUGUGUGUAUGGUGGCUGUUUACUAAUUAAUAUUAGUGAUAAUUAUUAUUAAAAAAUACAAUUUCAAAACACAAUUACAGAAACACAAUCCGUUUACUUUUUCAAUUCGUUUAUUGGCAUCUUAUUUCAUGAAAAUAAAAAUAAAUACUGACAAACAUAAAGCUUUAUAUUGAAUAGCCAAUGAGCUUUGUUUUUAUGGGAUAGAAUAAUUAAUAAUAAUAACAAAAAUUAAUAAAAAUCAGUUGGUAGGCUACUCCGCUGAAUCAAAAAACUGGAGCUGCGAUCAUCCUUCAUGGGCCUCUUGAAAUCCACAUAUGAGACUGGAAUGGAGGAAACAAAAACAAAAAAUGUCAGCAAUAAAACCAGUUAUUAUGAACAUGCAUCUGCUGCUGGUAAAGGCAUUUUUUUAGUAAUGGAAUUGUUAAAAAUAUAUAUUUGUGUGUGUGUGUGUCAGUGUGUGUGUGUGUGUGUUCUGUUAAUUUGUGACAUUAGAAGUGUUGAGAACCGUGAUUCUUUUUUUAUAAAGAAAUAUCAACUUAUUUAAAACUAAGUUUGUGUGAAUUCAUUUUCUCUUUAAAAAAAAAAGCAUGAGCGGUAAUUUAUUAAAGCAGAAUGCUUCUGUGUGGGCUUGCAUAUGGUUCGUCGAUGUGCAAGUGUGUAUUUAUGAGUAAGUGUGGGACAGAAAGCGAGUGGAGGGCGGGGUUGUUCUGCUGUGAGUUUUCCUUUGCCUCGAAAUAAUCACUGUCUUUUGUUUGCCAUUAAAAAUGGAAUCUGUUUAACUAAUCGUUGUGCUUGUACGUAUAUAAGGUGCAUAAGAUUUAUUCAUUUGUGUAUUACAGUUACUUUUAAGGUUAAUAGCAAUGUUCUAAUCAGGUUUAUGAAACUGACACAUUUAUUAGCAUCUGACUAUCAUUUGUGUAAACUUCGAGCCAGUCUCGUGUCUGCCACCGCUAUUGAAUUCGAAUCAUACAAGUGCAUAAUUCAGAGAAAAUUAAAACAAAUUCCAGGCGAACUUUCAAUUCCAAACAUUUCCUUACAAGAACCGCAGGGCAAUGUGAGUUCGCUCUAUACUUCAAAACAUCUUAUUCAUGGAGGUCAUUACGCGGCCACAUAAUUUCACAGAAUUAUCUUGUGCUAGUUAAAAACCAUAAUGCAACUUUGGAUCGUGUGUUGUUAUAAGUGCUUAGCUGCACAUGAAGCUCUGUUACAGCUGUCACGUUACAAUUAUGGAUUUUGUUUUUGCAUAGAUAGAUCGACAUAGAUGACAGGGUAGGAAAGUUGGGCUUGGAUAAGAAAGCUAUAAGACUCAUCGUUGGAAUUUGCAAUUGUGAACAUCCGUUACAAAUAAAUAGGCCAAUGAUAACAUUCAUUUAACUCUCGAGAAUGUGCAGACUAGGCCAUUACAGAGCACAGUUAGGAUGUGCAUUGCUUGCUUUUUCCCAGAUCGUCAUAUCACGUAUAUUACGCAUUAGAAGUAAGUACGAUUUUGGCGCACAUUAGUGCGUAGUUUCGUCGAGUGUAAAGAGAAUACAGGCCAAACGGGAUGUCUAUUUAUUGCCUCUUCAAACGCUAAAACACAACCGUGCGAUUUGUCUUAAGGGCUGCAAUAAAACACUUAAAGCUCUUUCUCUCAGUCACAUCAACAUAGCAUCUGCAGACUAAGUGUGGUGUGUUUUACCCGCUUCUUCAUUCACAAUACCGAUGCCAUAAAAUAGAUCACAUUUUUAAAAAUCUCCCCAUCAAAGGCUUUCAGUUCAAAGUCGUUGAACCAAUAUUCAACAUCAAAGAGUCACAUAUAUAGAUUCAACCUACACUUAUCUGAUCUCAAUUCCCCCAAACUACACAUCGGAGAAUAUAGCCUGGUCAUUUACUUAAACAAUUAAAAGAUUUCCGAAUUGAUCAUGCUUCUUUAGUUUGCUUUUAGCAGCAUGCUUAUAUGCAAUGUGUAUAUCGUACUAGCGUGAUGAAAAUGCAGGCCUAAUUAAAUUAAAUAUAAUUAUUGCUGUAAAAAGAGUUUAUUGCUUUUCAAAUAUUUGAAAUGGCAUCUGUUCAGUUUCCACCGUCUUAAACAGGCUAAUGAAAUAUGGUAAAACGUGAGCACGCGUCUUUCACGCAAGACAUAUUUUUUAUUACACUUAUAUAUUACUUUAAUUAGUUUAUUUUCACAGUAUACAUGGUGUAAUAUUGUAUAAAUUAAAUCAUAGUACUACGUUAUGGUCCACAUCGCCAAUAAUGACUACUAGCCUAUAUUUAGUGUUUGCGGCCAGUAAUUUAUAAUUGUAUUUUUGAUUACUUUUAUUGCAGUCCGGUUAAAAUUAUAUUAUCAUUAUUAUUAUUAUUACAACUACUACUACUAGCUAUUAGUAUAAACGUCAAUGAAUUAACUUCAGAAGAUAUUUAAUCAUAUUAAUAUGCAGCUGUCAUAAACUGAUGAAAUAGCACUUACCAUAUUGAUGUUUGAUAUUCUCCUAGUAGAGAUUUGCCUAGAAGAGUAACAUUUUGUCGCUCUUAAAUUUUGUCUAAAAUAUGACAACCCAUCAAAAACAUUAAUCCGAUAUAUUGACUGAUCCCGCUAUUAGGUAGGCUACGUUAGCAUAUAAAGAAAUAUUGUAUGCAUUUAAUCAGUAGUUAAGCAGAUUAGCCUGUUUUAUAGCUGCUAAAUGCCUUUUCUCUCUGUCGGGCUGGAAGUAAAUUUUACUGUUCUGUCAAUCUCGUGUUUUGCGCACCUCUUUCUAAACCACUGUUUUUGGCCUCACACGUUCCGUCAUGUGGCCUGAAUUAAGGUCAUGGAGCAUACCGUAACCAUUCGGUUAAAACUUGUCCUUUUCCCACCACUGAUUCUUUAAACAUGAUAUAAACAUAAAUUGUGCUUUACAUGAAUGUAGUUGCAAGCAUUUAAGAGAGCAGAACAGUUAUAUUUGUAUUGUUCAACAGAUCGUUUGCUUAAAUGAUCACUGUAAGAAAUUCUGUAAAGAAAAAUACAAAAAUAAAUAAACCAUAUCUAUUAAAUUAAUAGUCAAAAGCACUUACAUUUUGUAAAGAUGUCUCCUAGUAUAAUUUUUAUUCAUAAUCAUUUUGCAUACCCUACAAAGUUACAUGCUAAAAAAAAAAAAAUGAGCAGCUUUCUGUCCACAACACAAGAGACUCGCUGCACAGCCCCCAUACAUUCAAAGGGAUAAUUGCCUCAGAGCUGGAAGUCCUCAGUUGGUUUUGUGACUUUUAUGGCACCAAGGCGCGUUUGACGCAUUCUUUAGUAAGAUGCCCCUUCCCCCUUCCUUACUCAGGUUCUUUUUACCAUUGAAAUUAUCAAUACAUUACAAAUGGGGAAAGGAAAAGAACAGACGUUUCCCCUUCAGUGCAAUAAAAGCUCGAGGAAAUCGGGGAGAGAAACAAACGUUAUAGGGAAAUAUCUACUGAAUAACACAAAGAAUAGUGUAGUCCUUUAACUUGUUGACUGACGACAAUGACGCGAAUAUUUCUAAUAAUAUAAUAUUAUAUGUGCAUCAGCAGAUUUAUUCACAGUUAUUUAAUUAAAUUGUGAAAUUCGUAUUGAAAAAGGGAGGGUUAACUAUAUCUGUGUAGAUAAGGCGUAAACAGCCUUGUAGCAAUUAGCCCUUGGUUAUUUGCUUUUUUUAAAACAAUGGGUUCUAUUUAGAGAUUAACAUUUGAGUUAUAUGAUCCACCGAGUAGUUGGAGUAAUGAAGUUAAUAAAGUUUGUUGAGUCGAGAAGAAAUAGGCUACAUAUAGUAAUAUUAUAAAAUAUAAAUAUAUACAGGCUUGGUGUUAGUCAGCGACCACAAUCAAAGUGAUCUUACAUGUAAUUAAUUAAGAAGAAAUUUAGCUCGUUGUAAAAGGCAUGUGUAGAUUUAUCUUCACAAUAGCACGUGGAGAAGCUUUGUACCGGCGCAUAGAACAGAUUAACUCGGUGAUUAAUGCACAAAAAGACAUAAUUGAUCGUUUGUGUGAGUGCCUAUUCUGUAUUUUUGUGUGUGUUUACUUAAACAUUAUCAACUGAAGCCACAAGGAUAAGAAGCUAUACGCUCGAUAUUCCUCCGUACACAGCGCAUUCAAUUGGCUGAAAGUGGUCAGGUGACGCUGUCAUAUUGUCCUUCCAUGAGCCAAGCCUUGGCUAUAACACUUGCUUUGCGCGUCUUAACCGGAGACUGGAAAUUAAUAUUAUUGAAAUCAUUCUGAAGUUCAUUUGAAAGAGAGUUAGGAAAGCAGGCGGGAGGCGGGAGACGUGUGUAUGUGACAGAAGGAAGCAGACCCCAAAGCACAAAGAAAGAAAGUGUGAGAUUAAGAGAGGGGAAAUAAGAUAGGAGGGUGAGUUGAUGAGAGGGCGAUAGGAAAGGUAUGAAUUCGUAUUUCGCGAACCCGUCGCUCUCGUGCCAUUUAUCUGGUGGGCAAGAGGUUUUGCCCAACAUGCCACUGAACACGACCACAUAUGAUUCAGUCAGACAUUUUUCGUCUUAUGGCACCUCAGUGACCCAAAACCGGAUUUAUGCGUCCCCUUUCUAUUCACCUCAAGAUAACGUUGUGUUUGGAUCAAGUCGAGGACCGUACGAGUAUGGAUCUAACGUGUUUCUUCAAGAUAAGGAUGUUCUUCCCAGUUGCAGGCAAACUAGUAUGGGACUCAAUGCGCAGAGCCACGUUGCCCAGGAGUACAACCUGGAACAAGCUCGUGCAGGAACACAGGAACAGAAAGGGAACAACAUUCAGAUUUUCCCGUGGAUGCAGCGCAUGAAUUCGCACAGCGGAGUUGGGUACGGGUCAGACAGAAGAAGAGGUCGCCAGAUUUACUCCAGAUACCAAACCUUGGAACUGGAAAAAGAAUUUCACUUCAAUCGGUAUCUAACCAGACGCAGACGCAUCGAGAUCGCCAACGCUCUGUGUCUAACCGAGCGUCAAAUCAAAAUCUGGUUCCAGAAUAGGCGCAUGAAAUGGAAGAAAGAGACCAAUCUAACUUCUACCGUACCGGGGAGCGAAUCAACGGGUACUCCUCAAGAGACCGAGAAGGAGACCGAGGAGGAAACCGAGGAAGCUAAAAAAAAAGAUUAGGAAACCCAUUUCUAGUUCUUGAACGCCUGUUAACUGCAACGUAACUACCUAAACUCUGAGAAUUUGCAAAUAUUAAUGCAUGGACUGUAUACUCUGCUAUUCCUUUGACUGCCCCCUCCUCCUCCGACCUGAAUACCAUACACGAGCUCUACAACAACCACCACGCCACUAACAUAUACACACGUUGAAACAAAUGGAGAGAUAAAGAGAGAGAAAGACGCACAUGUUAUCCACCAUAAUGUAAUUCACUUCUCUUUGUAUUGAAAAUAGCUCAUUUGCUGCGUGGUAACAAUGCCACGGAUGAACUUUUUGUGUGGUUCUAGUAUUAUCAUGUUGCUAUAGGCUAGUAGAAAUUACAUUAGAUGAAAAUGUAUUCGAAUUUAAUAAGUAGGCUACGUCUCCCCAACUAUUAAGCCUCUAAACAGUACCAUAAGCAUUCCAGAAGUGAAGGAAUCUUCUUAUAUGCACAUUCAGUGUUUUUUUUUUUUUUGUGGAUGCAUAUUUGUACAAUGAAACAAGCACUGACGGGUUGAACAAUACUACCUAAAUCCUUAAUGCAUUUUUUUUUCUUUUUUCUUUUCUUAAAAUUGCCUUUGCCCUGUCAGUGUUCUGUUGUUCAAAAUGCCGCUGUACUGGCACAUUAACUGUUGAGAGAACAUCAAAAAAUACAUUUCAUCAUAUUUGUAGUUGUAUGCAUAUAAACUUGUCUUAAAGUGAGAAUCACACCCAUAUGAAAACAAACAUAUACCUUGUUACGCAAUUAUAUUGUUUGUGUAAACUGUGUAUUAUUUAAUAAAAUUCUUGAAAACAACAAAA
Molecule: messenger RNA, 6241 nt
Organism: Carassius gibelio (silver crucian carp)
Lineage: Eukaryota; Metazoa; Chordata; Actinopteri; Cypriniformes; Cyprinidae
Product: homeobox protein Hox-C6a-like
Exons: 2
Coding region: 4721-5425 (234 amino acids)
Biological process (GO): regulation of transcription by RNA polymerase II; anterior/posterior pattern specification
Cellular component (GO): nucleus
Molecular function (GO): DNA-binding transcription factor activity, RNA polymerase II-specific; RNA polymerase II cis-regulatory region sequence-specific DNA binding
Source: RefSeq, a predicted model, not a curated record